CAUCAAACAGUCAGCACUUCAAUUUCAAUUUUUAUAUCAUUAAAAAUGGCAAUAUUUACUUACGAUAAUGUGGCAUUAAGAGUUUACAUUACUUGGGGAGGUCUUCUUCUAAUAAAAAUGCUGAUCAUGUCAUUUCUGACAAUUAUUAAUCGAAUACGAAAAGGUGCAGUUGAAAAUCCAGAAGAUGCAACAGGAUCUAAUUUUGAAAUUAAGAAAGACGAAGAUGUCGAACGUAUUAGAAGAGCUCAUUUGAAUGACCUUGAGAACAUUCCAGCAUUCUUAUUAGCAGCAUUAAUGUACAUCAUAACGGAUCCCAAUCCAAUCGUUGCUUCAUGGCUUAUAAGAGUUGCUGUCGUCGCUAGAAUAUUCUAUACUGUUGUUUAUGCUAUAUAUCCAAUUCGUCAACCAGCACGUGCAAUUUGCUUCUUCACAAUGCUUGGAAUAACCUUUUACAUGAUAAUUUGGUCAAUGACUGUAUUUUUCCAUUACUAAUCAAUCAUACAAUUUAAAAGAAAAUCGCCAAAACCUGUCCAUAGAUUAAAGUUUUUCAUUACUGUAAUCAAAACUUUCGAAAGUU
Molecule: messenger RNA, 577 nt
Organism: Chironomus riparius
Lineage: Eukaryota; Metazoa; Arthropoda; Insecta; Diptera; Chironomidae
Source: the annotation of a GenBank genome assembly